AUGUUUAGAAAAAUUAAGAUAUAUAAUUUUUCGUCGAUAUAUUCUAACUACUCUACCAAAGUGGAAAUUGACGCUAGAUUAAGGGGAAAUUUUGAGUCAAAAGAAUAUAAACCACGCAAUCAUCCAGGGCGAACGAAAGUCAAAGUAGCUACCAUACCUUCGGACAUUCAAAAAGCAAUAAAAAUUAUAUUAGAAGAUGCUGGUGCUAAAGCGUUUUAUCAAGAGAGUGAGGGCCUUCUAAAUUAUCUCCGUUCGCGUAGAUUGCCGCCAGAAGAGGGCGAAAUAAAUGAAAAAGCAGCAAAGAUUUACAAAACAGUGUCAAAAAAGGUUUUCACUGAAAUCAACAAAGACGAAAAGGAAUUAACACAAGAAGAGAUUGAACAUUACAAUAAAAAAAUUCAAAACACAGUAUUUAAUGUUCUAAAGAAGAAUGUAUACCGUUGGGCGAAUAUUUCGUAUGACAAACCAACAUGUUUGCAAUAUCUUAUGGUUAGAGCAGCCCCUGAGUAUGCUAUCUUGGUACGAAUACUAGACGAAAUUAAGAGAAAAUUGCCCGAUUACAAACCUAGAAGCUUCUUUGACUUUGGCUCUGGCGUUGGAACUGGUACAUGGGCAAUAAACACAUAUUGGAAAGGACAUAUCUUUGAGUACUUUGCUGUAGACACAUCGGUACAUAUGAAUGAUUUAGCUCGUCUCAUACUCUGUCAGGGCAAGGAUAAUGUUCAAUUACCGUUCAAAGGUUAUUUUCAAAGACAGUUUCUACCAGCUUCUACAGAUUUAAAAUAUGAUAUAGUGCUUUCUGCAUUUUCUUUAUUUGAAUUACCAAAUAUGAAAAGUCGACUAGAAACUAUUCAGAAAUUGUGGAAUAAAACUCAAGACUUCCUAAUAAUUGUGGAACAAGGCACAAAUGCAGGAUUUCAAAUUGUAAACGAGGCGAGAGAAUUUGUUUUAAACUCAGCUGAUAGCCAGAACAAAGGUUACGCUUUCGCUCCAUGCCCAAAUGAUAAUGUGUGUCCUAGGUAUAUGGAACAUGAAACUCCUUGCAAUUUUCUCAUGAAGUAUGAGUCAUUACCAUUCCCAUCUAAGGCAGAAGUAUUAGCGGAUGUAUUUUCAUAUGUAAUUUUAAGGAAAGGUGAACGUCCAGCAGAUGAUCCACUGUGGCCACGCAUUGUCCGCGCACCUAUUGUUCGUUCGGGGCAUACAAUAUGCAGGCUGUGCACUGCGCAAGGGGAGCUUAAGGAAAUAAUUUUUUCCAAAGGCAAAUAUGAUCAGACUACGUAUAGGUGUGCAAGAUCGAGCAAUUGGGGUGAUUUAUUACCUGUGAAAUAA
Messenger RNA from Parnassius mnemosyne (clouded apollo), 1329 nucleotides. The record is from the annotation of a GenBank genome assembly. Lineage: Eukaryota; Metazoa; Arthropoda; Insecta; Lepidoptera; Papilionidae.